UUUUUGUGACAGCUGGGCGCUAGCGGCCACCUCCACCUCCACGCCCGCAGCCCCGGUGGAGGUGGGGGGGCGCCAGGGUUGUUUUUCCAUCCCAAGAAAGUUGUUUUUCCAUCCCCAGAAAGAGAGCGAGAAAAACCCCAAACAAACAAGAAGCCCAAACAAGUCCCAGGGCGGGGGGAGGGAGAAACAUACAUCUUCCUUCCCUAAGCCCGUGGACCUCUGAGGACAAACAACACAACCAGCCGACUUUUAUUUUGCAAAAGGGAAGCAACAUUGUAGUCACGACAGUUCUGCAGAGAGAGGAAAACUUGUGGGCUUGCACGAGCGCCGAGGUCACCUCGCCCGCCGGUCCCCCGCCUCCCGUGAGCAGGGCAGCCCCCUCCCGGGACAGGCCGUUCCUUCGUUCCUUUUUUUUUUUUUUGUCCCGAAGAGAGGCCGGGGAACCGUGCGGGCUGGGACUCGGGGCGCGAGCGCGACCCCGGCGCGAGUGUAAAUCAGUCACCUGAGCGCCGAGGGGCCGCGGCGAGGGCGCGCGCGGGCGGGCUGGGAGGCGGAGGCGGCGAGAGCGGCGGCCCGGAGGAACUCGGAGGGGGAGGGAGAGAAAGGCCGAGACGGAGGGAGCCAGCGGCGGCCGAGGGGCUGGUCCAGGCGCGGCCGCUAAGAGGAGACCAAGAGGCGGGGGUUGCACUUGACAACCAGCAUGCCGAGAUGGCACACCUUGGGCCCACCCCACCUCCACAUAGCCUUAAUUACAAAUCAGAGGACAGGCUUAGUGAGCAAGACUGGCCAGCAUAUUUCAAGGUCCCAUGUUGUGGGGUUGAUACAUCUCAAAUAGAGUCAGAAGAGGCAGAAGUGGAUGUGAGAGAAAGAGAGACACACAGAGACAGAGAGCCAAAGAGGGCAAGAGACUUGACUUUAAGAGACUCCUGUACUGACAACUCCAUGCAGUUCGGAACCAGAACAACUACGGCUGAACCAGGGUUCAUGGGGACAUGGCAAAACGCUGAUACUAACCUCUUAUUCAGAAUGUCCCAACAGGUUCCAUUGGCAUGUACUGGCAGAGUGCUGAGGGCAGACUUCUGCCCAAACCUGGAGGAGCCAGACUACAGGCUGGAAGUCCAGGCCAUCCGUUGCACACUGGUAAACUGCACGUGUGAAUGUUUUCAGCCAGGGAAGAUUAACCUGAGGACUUGUGAUCAGUGUAAACAUGGCUGGGUGGCACAUGCCUUGGAUAAGCUCAGCACGCAGCACCUGUACCACCCCACGCAAGUGGAGAUUGUGCAGUCCAACGUUGUGUUUGACAUCAGCAGCCUGAUGCUCUACGGAACGCAGGCAGUGCCCGUGCGACUGAAGAUCCUACUGGACCGCCUCUUCAGCGUCCUGAAGCAGGAGGAGGUGCUGCACAUACUGCACGGCCUUGGCUGGACUCUGCGGGACUAUGUCCGAGGAUACAUCCUUCAGGAUGCUGCUGGCAAGGUCCUGGACCGCUGGGCCAUCAUGUCUCGAGAAGAGGAAAUCAUCACCCUUCAGCAGUUUCUGCGGUUUGGAGAAACCAAAUCCAUUGUGGAGCUGAUGGCAAUUCAGGAGAAAGAAGGGCAGGCCGUGGCUGUACCAUCUUCAAAGACAGACUCAGAUAUAAGGACUUUCAUUGAGAGCAAUAAUCGUACCAGGAGUCCCAGCCUCCUUGCUCACUUAGAGAACAGCAAUCCUUCCAGCAUUCAUCACUUCGAAAACAUCCCAAACAGCCUUGCAUUUCUGCUUCCAUUCCAGUACAUAAACCCUGUCUCAGCACCACUUCUAGGGUUGCCUCCAAACGGGCUACUGUUAGAGCAACCAGGGUUGAGGCUGCGGGAACCCAGCCUUUCAACCCAGAACGAAUAUAAUGAGAGCAGCGAAUCUGAAGUUUCUCCCACACCUUAUAAGAAUGAUCAAACGCCCAAUAGAAAUGCCCUGACCAGCAUCACUAAUGUGGAACCCAAAACCGAGCCAGCCUGUGUCUCUCCCAUUCAGAAUUCUGCCCCAGUCAGUGAUCUAACCAAAACUGAACACCCAAAAAGCUCAUUCCGGAUUCAUCGGAUGAGAAGGAUGGGGUCAGCCUCUAGGAAAGGAAGAGUGUUCUGUAAUGCAUGUGGGAAAACAUUCUAUGACAAAGGUACUCUCAAAAUUCAUUAUAAUGCUGUUCACCUGAAGAUCAAACAUCGAUGCACCAUAGAAGGUUGCAAUAUGGUCUUUAGCUCCCUCCGAAGUCGUAAUCGCCACAGUGCAAACCCCAACCCCCGCCUUCACAUGCCUAUGCUAAGGAAUAACCGAGACAAAGAUUUAAUUCGGGGCACCUCAGGAGCUGCCACCCCAGUCAUAGCAAGUACAAAAUCAAAUCUGGCACUCACAAGUCCUGGCCGGCCCCCAAUGGGUUUUACCACUCCCCCUCUAGACCCUGUCUUGCAAAAUCCUCUCCCUAGCCAGCUGGUAUUUUCUGGGCUAAAGACUGUACAACCAGUUCCUCCAUUUUAUAGAAGUUUACUCACUCCAGGAGAAAUGGUGAGUCCUCCAACCUCCCUCCCAACCAGUCCCAUCAUUCCAACCAGUGGUACCAUAGAGCAGCACCCCCCACCACCCUCUGAGCCAGUAAUGCCAGCAGUGAUGAUGGCCACCCAUGAGCCCAGUGCUGACCUGGCACCCAAGAAAAAGCCCAGGAAAUCAAGCAUGCCUGUGAAGAUUGAGAAGGAAAUUAUUGAUACUGCCGAUGAGUUUGAUGAUGAAGAUGAUGACCCCAAUGAUGGUGGAGCUGUGGUCAAUGACAUGAGCCAUGACAAUCAUUGUCACUCCCAAGAGGAGAUGAGCCCAGGCAUGUCUGUGAAGGACUUUUCCAAGCAUAACAGGACCCGGUGCAUUUCAAGGACUGAAAUAAGAAGGGCCGACAGCAUGACUUCUGAAGACCAAGAGCCUGAGCGGGACUAUGAGAAUGAGUCUGAGUCUUCAGAGCCCAAAAUGGGUGAGGAAUCCAUGGAAGGGGAUGAGCACAUUCACAGCGAAGUGAGUGAAAAAGUCCUGAUGAACAGCGAGAGGCCCGACGAGAACCACAGUGAGCCCUCUCACCAGGACGUCAUCAAGGUGAAGGAAGAAUUCACAGAUCCCACUUAUGACAUGUUUUACAUGAGCCAGUAUGGACUGUACAACGGUGGGGGGGCCAGUAUGGCCGCCCUGCACGAGAGCUUUACAUCGUCUCUGAGUUACGGCAGUCCUCAAAAGUUCUCCCCAGAAGGUGACCUGUGUUCUAGCCCAGACCCCAAAAUAUGUUAUGUGUGCAAGAAGAGUUUCAAAAGCUCCUACAGUGUGAAACUUCACUACAGGAAUGUUCACUUAAAAGAGAUGCAUGUCUGCACAGUGGCUGGUUGCAAUGCUGCGUUCCCCUCUCGCCGAAGCAGAGACAGAAACAGAAAUUUACGGAUGGAAAGAACCAUAGGUCCAGGACAUCGAGACAGCCUGCAUCUCCGUAGACACAGUGCCAACAUAAACCUACAUCGUAAACUGUUGACCAAAGAACUCGAUGACAUGGGCCUGGACUCAUCGCAGCCCUCCCUUAGCAAGGACCUCCGCGAUGAAUUUUUGGUGAAGAUCUAUGGUGCCCAGCACCCUCUGGGGCUCGAUGUCAGGGAAGACGCCUCCUCUCCCGCAGGGACUGAAGACUCCCACCUGAACGGGUAUGGGAGAGGCAUGGCAGAGGACUACAUGGUCCUUGACUUGAGCACCACCUCCAGCCUCCAGUCCAGCAGCAGCAUCCAUUCCUCCAGAGAAUCCGACGCAGGCAGUGACGAGGGGAUUCUUCUUGAUGACAUUGAUGGGGCGAGUGACAGUGGGGAGUCGGCACACAAGGCCGAGGCCCCUGCCCUUCCUGGCAGCCUAGGAGCUGAAGUUUCAGGAUCUCUUAUGUUCAGCAGCUUGUCUGGGAGCAAUGGUGGGAUCAUGUGCAACAUUUGCCACAAAAUGUACAGCAACAAGGGGACCCUGAGAGUGCACUACAAAACUGUGCAUUUGCGAGAAAUGCACAAGUGCAAAGUCCCAGGUUGCAAUAUGAUGUUUUCCUCUGUACGAAGCCGAAAUCGGCACAGUCAGAACCCUAAUCUCCACAAAAACAUUCCCUUCACUUCAGUAGAUUAGUCUCAGAAUGGACACUACAAAUGCCAGCUCUCACCAGAUGGCCUACGUGUUUGAACUGCCAUAGUCAGUGUGCGCUUAUGUACUCGGGGUGUGUGUGCGUGCGUGUGUGUGUGUGUGUGUGCGCGUGCGCGUGCAUUUAUGUAUGCUCUGUGGCUACAUAAACACACACGUAUUUCCUUGAGAUAAAUAAGAUAAACACUAGGUGCUUUUGAAUUUUUUUUACUUUUCCUUUAUGGUUUUGGGGAGGGUAAGGUAUCUUUGAUUUGAGGGUGAAAGCAGAGUACCCCUUUAAACACACACACACACACACACACACACACAUCAUGUGCAACUAGCCCCCAGUUUUGACAGAAUAAUUCUUGGUCUUCCCCAAAGAGACAAUUUCUUGUACCCAUGACUGUUGCCUGCAAAAAUAAAAGGGAAAAAAAAGAAAAAAGAAACAAAAAGGACCUUCUUAUAGUUGUCUUUUGUGAACUUUAAGGUUUUGAAAGAAUCUUCAAUUAAAGCAUGGCAGAUUCACCUGUAAAUAUUUAGCCUUGAGGGGCCAUUGAUGUAAAACAAUUGUAUUGAUGGUUGUUUAACUUUUGUUUAAUUUUUACAGUUACAUCCAGCUGUUAGAUAUGCAGGAAAAAAAAUAGUUUGCUGGCUAGCUCUAUUCAUUUAUGUUAGCAUUAAUGCACAUUUUUUUUUUUUUUAAAAUACAUGGUCUUGUUUUUACUACCUGUUAGAUAAUAGUGGUAAAGAGGUGCUGGCAUGCUUUACAGCACAGAUCUGAUUUUUAAAAAUGUCCUGUACUAGUACAAAUCCCGUCAUGCACUUUUUUUCAAACACUACAAGGGGAUGUGUAAUAUCCAUGCUUCUUUUUAUCCUUAAACUAUUGCCAUACUUCAGUAAGUGUCUUUUUUAAAAAAACUUCACUUGUAUAAAAAUGGUCUGGUCAGUAUAGGGCACGAAUGCCAAACAAAAGUAUUAGUGUUAACACAGAACUGCCAACUUUGCACAAGUUUCCAGAAACAAAAAUACAAUUAGUCACUCAACAUAACCACAGGCCAAUUCGUUGGCCACCAAAAAACCGCUUUUUAGAAAAACACUUGGUGAUUCUUUCAAGUGCCGAAUGUUACUAGAAUCAACAUUGCAUCCUUCUUGCUUAUAUGUUAAGUUACAUAAAAGGAAAACAAAAUUAUGUGGUGUGAAACAGCCAAGGCAUUUAUUCUUCAGAGUCAGGAUAAUAUUUCAGAAUACAAAGCCCAAAUUACCCACUACGGAACAAAAAUGAAUACAGUAAAAGAGUUGAACACUCAUUUCCAAGGCCCUAGCCCUUAUCCUUUAAAAAGAAAUCCUCUGAACUGGGUCGGUCUGUUGUAUGGCUGCCUAAUUUGUUGCAAAUUUUGCAGUCGUACCAUAAUUCAGGCCUGUUUGAUAGACAAAAUCAAAAGGCAUUUAACAGCGGCAGUACUUGGAAGCUUUGAAAACAUGUGCUAAACUUGAAUUGAGCAACACUCCUUUUCUGAAAAGCCAGAAGAAGAGGGUUUUAAAGCAGGAUGUCUCACUGUUGAGUGUUUUGUGUUUCCCCACACGAUUUGUCAGAGAGAAAUGAAAGCAAGCCUGAAACCAAGCAAUCGAGAGUGAGAGAGGGAAGAGACUGUUCUCCAACCCUUUUUGUUUUGUUUUGUUUCCGAUGUUUACACAUGUUGCCUGAGCUGGUUAACCACAUCGGCAGCCUCAGCUACCACAACAUACUGACUAAAUGAUGAUAUUUACUCAAGUUCAGUCUGCAGCCAAAACCAUUAGGGUGUGCAUUGCAGACUGUUUUGUUGUCUUUUUUUUUUUUUAAGUGGAAGGGAAAAGGAGAUAAACAAGGAAUAUUUUGUCAAACAAUACGCAAUAAUUUGAAGAGAAUGUAUUUCUUGUUUGCAUUGAAUGGCCUCAGACAUUUCUCUCAUCAGUCUAAAAGUUAGAAAUACCCCUUCAUUUUAACUUAUGUUGUUUCCAUUUUUCAUAUGUUUUUGUAACUAUUUUUUCUAUGUUCACAUCAGGAUUCACUUCCGUUAAAUUUGCCAAAGGAAACUGUUAAUAUGUUUCUGUUGUUGUUAUUAUUCCUGUAGGAUUUAUUGUACCUCACAGUAUUUAUUGUUUCCCAAAAUAAGCAUCAUUAGUUGGGGAUUCAGUAUUUUUAUUUGUGAAAAUUUCAGAAACAAUAGAUUCUUAACGAUAAGCUAGCUGUGUCUAGGAGCUUUAUCUUUUCACCUCCCUCAGAGGAUGCGAUAGAGAUCAUUUUAAUUCUUCAUUUGUUCCACAGGGAGGAAAGACCAAAAGUAUUUGCAGUACAAAAGAAACUAUAUCAAACACUAUGUUAAAUAACAAGUGUUUAUGGUAAAAGCUGAGGAAUUAGUAAUAACUGUUUUUGUUUUCUUGUACCUUUGAAUUCCCCAAAAUCUUAACUGCUUUAUUUUGGUGUUAUGUUAAAUUGAAUAGACAGAGAUGUUUUUCCUUUGUUUUAUACCAUUUAAGACUCUGUACAGUAUGUUUGUGAAAGAUUGAACUAGAAUAAUGAAAGUUUGUUUGCAAACAUUUUGGCCCUCUCAGCGUUCUCUGUAUUGUGCUGUUGCCCCAUUACCAUCUUAACUAGAUUCGAUUAGAUUCAAAAUGGGUGGGAAAAUAUUUUUAGUAUCCCAACAAAACAUAGAAACUCUGGCUUUUGCAACGUGCAUAGAGUACAUGUAGUUUUAUGAAAACAAAUACACAUUUUUAUUUCAGCAACUUUGAAAAGUUAUACUCGGUUGAGUUAUUAGAACUCAUCUUGUACAAAAGCAAUGUUUAGUCUGUUUAGUGUCAAAUAAAAGGUCAGAUAGCUCUCGUGGGUGAGUUAUAUAGCUGUCAGCAGGUCACAUCAGCAAAUGAAGCAGGCUUAGAACAAAUGUUUGUUACUUGCUGCAAACCAAGCUAAUGUGUAUAGCCAGUUAAGUCCAGAAGUAAUGAGAUUCUAGUAGUUUCCCUUGCUUGGAAACAUGAAUGUGUUCACCUGUGUUUUGUCAGAGAAAUGGCAAUAAGUCCUGGACAGCUGACACUUUUGAAGAAUCUCCCCUAUUUGCUACUACUUUUGUGCCUCAAGUGCCCAGUCGUUACAGUGGCCUUCUAAAUGAGUAAAUAACAUUUUCCAGUAUAAAGCCUAUUUGCUUAAAAGGGAUGGGGCAGUGAAUGGAUGUAGUACAUGCAACGGAAAAUCAUAAAAUGUACAAUUCUUUGGUUCCUAACGUUUUCCUCGUUCUUGAGUGUGUGCCUGAGUGUAGUAUUUGGGCUUAACUAGAAUUCUAGUUAAGAUGGUGAUCCCAUGGCUUACUUGCAAACAGGAAGGAUAAAGAGAUCAGCAUUUUAGUCAUUGAGCUCUUCAUCUUUGCCUAUUCCUACUCAUGUAUUUUUUCACAGGACUUUUCCUGUUGUUAAACAGUUUCUCUCCAUCCACAUCCAUUCUGUGCUGGCUGAAAAUUAAUAGUGAUGUAGAUUUGCAUCUAACAAGCUUCUUUCCGUGUGAUUGGUUUUAGCCAGUUUAUCACAGGUACAAAAUUAGCCAGUGUUACUGUGCAUGUUCUCUAGCUGAUGUUGAAAAUUACUGUCUUGAUCAUAUAAAACUAUUUUUGUAAAUAUCAGGUUUAGUCUGCUUUCAGGAAUAUCUGCAUGCUAUGGAAAGAAGGCAAGGAAAAGGAUAGAUAAUAAGUAAUUUGGUUUAAAAGUGUGAUAAAAAUCCUUGGCAUUCUUUAUUCUGGUAUUAAGUGUAUUUAAAUACGUCAACCCAAUGUAACUCAUUCCAGAUCUUAGCCAGCUGCCCUGUUCAGCCUGUUGCCUUUUAAAGGUUUGAAGUUGUUAGUGCUUUCCUUUUCAACAUGGCAAACAUUUUUUGAAACCUUUUUGGCACAAUGGUGCCACUGUCCUCAUAGUGGUUAUUUCUUUUGUCAUGAAUUUCCAGGCCUUUCCAGUAAGAGAAGAAAGGCACUUAACUGGUUAACAGCCGCAUUAGCAUACAUUGCUCUAAGGGGGGAAAAAAAUCUUUGACUAUAUCAAGAAUGGGCUGUUCCAGAGGCAGUCUCCUCAUUUUACUGAGGAGAAGCUAUGCACGAGGUUCCCACCAAAUACAGUGUGACCUUUUUUUCCCCUUUCUCUGUACACACCCCAGAUGUGUGCCAAGCAAAUGAGAAUGAGGGCCGUUGACAAUGAAAACAUAAGCUAGUCACCAGAUUGAGACGGACAUGCUGCUAACUGCUGAUGACUUGACCUGAGCAGUCCUAACUUGUAUCUGGUCUGUUAACAUUGGGUUAGAUUGACUAACAGAGUAAAUAAAAUUCAGCAGUCAUAAGACACGCUACACCUGCUAUCAUCAAGAAAUAAAUCAUCCAGAAAAAACUUUCAUCUUGUGGUCACACCCUUUUCUUAAGAGCUUCUUUUUAUAAAUUACAACAAACGAAUUUAAUUUUUGAAAAUCACUUCUGCAAAACUUGAAAUACUUAGGUGGUUUUGCUUUUCCCUCGCAUUGUCUAUUUUUUGGGGAUGAAUCUAAAUGAAUAAGAUGGGCAGUAAAAGGUACCAAUAGGAUCACAGUGUGUUCAUCAGAACUAAGUAGAGCGUAGCUGGAAAAGGAAAUCGCUAAUGCACUGAAGUGUUUGCUCGAGAGGAAGGACUAUUGAUGUUAGUGACCUGCAGAGUUCUCGUGACCAGGUGAGUCAGCUCUGAAGAAGCGAUUAGGAAACCAAGGAGCUAAGUGGAAUAGCUGAAGUUCCUUUGGGGUCAGAAAGAGCCAACAGUUGUGGGGUUUUGGUUGCUUUUGCUUUGUUUUUGAGUGGGAAGUCUUGCUGGAAUCCCCUGUGAAGCAAAAGAUGCCAGGGGUCAGCUGGGCUAUAGAAAAGGCCAGUGGUAAAACCCCGUUUUCAUUCAAAUGGAGGAGUAGGUGCAAGUGGCACCAGCUUAGAUCGUUCCUUUCUUGAUCGUUGCUCUUGCUGGCCGCUGUAGCGACACAACAAAGCCGUGAUUGUAAUUAGUACCAGGCUAAAGACCUUGAGCAAAAUGGGAGCUCAUUUACUCUUCUGUGAGGUACACAAGCAGCUUUUCAUGUUUUCCCUCAGAGAUAAACCACGUGUGAUGGUCUUGCUUGCGUUAGUACUAAGGUCAUUUUGGUCUGUCCCAGACGGGUCCGGUAUUUCCUGUAGCUGGAGUGUUGCUCACCAUAAAUAGUCAUUUUCAAACAGUAUUAUGUGAAUCCAGCUGUACAGCUGACUAGUGAGUUACCUCCUAUCGCUGUUACUCACACACCUGUCCAUCCUUGUGUGGUUUCAUCAUCCUCAUCCUUCCCACAUCUUGCACAAAAUGAUUUUUCUGGUCAUUCGGCAAUAACUGUAUGUCAAAUACUGUCUUUUUGUCGUUUGUUGAAAAAUCCAAAUGCUUAAUAACAGAAGGUUAAAAAAAAGCAUUUUUACAAGUACACUGAAUUGGAUCAGCAUUAUUGUUCAUUAUAAUGCUAUAUAUAUUUUUGAAGCAACAUACUAUAGUUGUCAUAAAACUAUCUUUAUUCUUCUCCUCUAAAGUGUUGUUGUAAAUUCAUUUGACCUUUACUGCAGGAAAAAAAAAUCUUUUUUAUAUGGGGUAUGAAGACAGGGCUCAGUUUGUAACAAAUAGUGGACCAUUACAAAAGACGAAAGAAAAAAGCCAGGACUGAGCAGCAAGAAGCUUCAGUUCAAUUUCACCUCAUAUCUUUCUAAUAACGUACUUGUCACUUUAUUACCUUCCAGUAAUGUGAACGCCGCUGACAAGACUGUCACACUAACAGCAGACAACACCCUCUCUGCUUCAGCCCAGCUCUCCUGGCUACUUAUUGCCCUGGCCCUGAAGGGACACAAACUAAUAGUGUGCUUUCCAGUUCAGCACUUGGCCAUCAAAUAUAAAAGGAUGCGUAAUUGCCUGUUUAUCCCCUUGUGAAGGAGAAAUUGACUACAAGGGCUAGGCUUUCCCAUCGAGUUCCCUGAUGUACACACACAUCCACAAUCAUUCUCUCUCUCUCUCUCUCUCCCUCUCUCUCUCUCUCUCUCUCUCUCUCUCUCUCUCUCUCUCUUUCUCGCUGUCUCUCCUCUCUCUCCUCUCUCUUCUUACCUCUCUUCCUCCCCUCCUAACAUAAAAGCACAUACACACACCUACUGUGUCUUUGGGAAACCCAAGGCUGCCUCUCUAUGCCCUCUCCAGCUAUUAAGUGAACAGUAACAAGAUGACUUCUUAACUAAAGGGUCUGUAGAGAGACGCUGUCUGUGACAGCAUCCUUUGCUUCUUUGAAAACUUAAGUAUUGCAAUUCCAUGCCUAUCCAUUUUGGGAGUAAUGGGUGCGACGCUAUAAUUGAAGCAAAUUUUCCUACAAGUCAGUGGCAUAAGUAAGAUUAUAUUGCCCCCUAAUCUGUAAGGAAAAGAUUAAAAUGUUUUUCUUCCCCUUCAAAAAGUGCACAUGUUGUAAACUGGUUAUGCAUGGUAGUUUUUUUUCUUAUCUAUGGCAUCAAAUCAUUGAUCCAGAUGUACAAAUGUGUAUUUCAGUGACCCUCCAAAUCCAUAGUGUAACAUGAUAGAUUAAUUUAUUUUGUCCAACUGGACUGACAAUCUAAAAUAAAUGGCACCAGGCUUUGGACUUUAAUCAUUAAGACGAGGACCACCCUCUGGGUAAAAGGUAAAUUCUCCACUUUGAAGAACUUUGGUAAGUACAAGUACAGUGAGCUUUAGAAAAUCGAGUGAUGGGGGACCAAAGGUACAAAGGAAGAAUACAUGAAAAUGUUACAUUCCAAAAUGCCUUGAGCGCAAACAAUGUGUCAGGAUUAGCUGCUAUUUUUGUAUACUGAAGUACUCAAAAUGUUGGUUGAAAAGUGGUAGGUAGUGACUAAAAGAGAUGCAAGAUCUUUCGCACAUCUUCUUUCUGGAAGUAGGAAGGUUGCUUCCUUCCAACCUUCCCGCAGCGGGUCUCACAGAAGAUAGCUGUCCCCAUUACAAACAGUCGCAUUUCAACAAGAUAUUAACCAGAUAAGAUAUAUGCAGGUAUUGGUAUCAUCUUCCAUGUGAACUUUAGCAAGGUGAGGAAAGCAACAGCUUUAGGGCUAGACAGUGUGACAGAUCUAUGUUGACAAAUCUGUGCUACAUCAUUUCAUGAACCAGUGGGAAGAAAAGCACUUUGAGCAAGGACUCUUGGGUCAGAGAAAAGGCAGGUAGUCGACUUAAUACUUCUUCAGUUCCUCAGUGUGUAUAUAUUAUAAUCAUUUAUCAGACGUCUUAAUAAAAUCUUAAUUGAAAACCCAGUUGCCAAAAUUGCACAAGUUCUGCUCACCGAUAUUAGCUUUCACCCCUUAACUCUAAAAUAACAGGGAUGCUUAAGGACACUUGUCAUAGUUCUUUUAAUGCUUUGUUUCAUUUUUUUUUUUUGAAAGAAUCUUUGAAGGGAAGGAAGAGCAGAAAGAGGUAUUUUAAGAAAAAUGGAGAGAAGUAGAUAGUAUUAAAAGUAUAUUUCUUGAAGAGAGAGUAUCUAAGUGCUAUACCAAGAUUUUAUAAGGCUUCCUGUUGCCAAAUGUGAUGUUGAGAUAAUGCACAGCUAAGAUGGCAAAUCCAUCAAUUAUUCACUGGCUCUGCCCACUUCUGUCAUGGAAUGCAAGGACUGAGAGGUGACUCUGGGGAGAUGCUGGGUGUGUGAGAGCUCCAUUCAUCUGGCCCUGGAUAUGUUUCUCAAAAGAGAGGGAGAAAGCUCCAGUCCCUGCAAGGUGAACUGAGCUGGCACUGUUUCAGUGGGAGUCUCACUGCCUGCCUUUUCCAUGCUAGGAGACAAAGCAUCCCCUACCCCACUUGUGAAUCGGUGCUGUAGCCACCGUGAGUGGCAUCGGUUCAUGAGGCGUGAUGCUCUUGAACUCCCAGACAAUGUGCUGAGUUAAUAGAUUCACUUGAGAUGUAUAAACCAAGGCUGUUUUUUUGUUAAUCUAGUACUCAAUUUGGAAUGUUUUUGCAUGUCUUUGUACAGAGUAAUCCAUUCCUCUCGUUAUGUAUCUUAAUCUCCCCUGACUUUUCCGUCGUCUCUCUUAAUCCCACCCUUUGCGCUUCUGAUCUCACCUACCCCCCCUAAAAAAAAAAUAGUGUUUGAGCAAGAAGGUAGAACACGCUCUCCCUCAUCCUGGUUUUAAUCGCUUUGGAAACGUGUGUUCUGCCCUGUCCAGGGUUUACAUAACAUGAAUUAUAUGAAUGAGAUGUUCUAGUAUUAUAUAUUAACCUGAUAAGACUAUCUAAGAUUUCUAAUAUAUGGUGCAUUCACUUUCCUGUGCAAACUUUGGUUCAGCUGCCUUGCAGAGAAUCUUACCAUUUUCCAGCCAGUGCCAGUAUGAAGAAUGCAGCAGAGCUAAACAUGGGUACAUGAAGGUCAGAGGGGUGAGGACGGUUGAGAAAUCAGGAGAAGACUUGGGCUUUAGGCGACCUGGGCUCUUCAUGUGUAGCUCACUCCGCUGUAUGAGGGUGACUGACACGCCCGUGGGUGUUUCCCAAGUGAAACAAAAGCCCAUUUCCCCACUCCCCUCACACCUUGCCUGGCUUCUUCCAUGAAGUCCUUGCUGCUUUUCUGCUUCCCCAAAGGUGAGGGGAAGGGGCAGGUUGGGGAACUGGGAAAGCAAGUGCUCUGUUCUCCCCUCCUGGUGAUGGGGUAGUCCUUUUAGAACUAGCAAGAUCCCUCACACGGCUGGGAGAACACGUAUCUCCCACUCACUCUAGACCCAUUGGUGUGUCUCCAGUGACAAACAUAUUAGACUUAGCCUUCAUAUUUGACAGCAAAAGUGGCCAAAAGGAAUUGAAAUAUCUUGAAGAAAGGAAUUUUCACCAAGAUAUGUCCCCUCCCUCUCCCAGAGUUUAGCAGUUGAGUCCUUUUUUUUGUUCUCAUCUGCAUAAAACCAGUCUCUUCCAAUAAGCCUGCCUCAGAAUCAAAGUCUGUACUACAAAAGAUAACUGCACCAAGGGAUGGGGUCAGCUUGCAUCGCCCUGAUCUAAUCAUUGUGACGUUGGUAGCUUCUGAAAUACUGUAUGUACCUUAAACAAGCGUUUAUUUUUGUUUUGUUCUGUUUUGCUUUUUGUUUUUAUUGGUAGUGUAAGGUAAAUUUUUUUAUUUGCUAUAUUCCUUUGGUUGUAUUUUCUGUACUAUAACUGCCUACAGUGUGUCUUUUGCAUAAAAUGCAUAAGGGUUUGGGGAUGUAAAUGGAAUUUUAUUCAUAUUUUGUCCAAAUACCUCUUGUAAUUUGUAUCAAAAUUCUUGUACAAUUUUUAUAUUAAAGAUUUAUCAGUCACUGA
This is a messenger RNA of Callithrix jacchus (white-tufted-ear marmoset), 13488 nucleotides long. The record is from RefSeq and is a predicted model, not a curated record. NCBI's taxonomy places the organism in Eukaryota, Metazoa, Chordata, Mammalia, Primates, Cebidae.